UAGUAGAGAGACGUGUUGCCGUACAUUUCGAGGGGACAUAAGCAUUCAAAAUAGCCCUUUAUAUGAACAUGGGAUUACUAGACAUGUUUGUAAUCAUGUCUUUCCUUUCACUUUUCCUAUACACCCGAGCAGAAGAAGGCUUCUAUGUGUAUCCAACUAUUCUGCAAGAGAGAACAAAUAGCAAAAACUUGGUUCUACGCCUCAACAGCAAUCUCACUCUGAACCUUGAAAAAAGCUCGGUGCUGGCUGAUAACCUACUGCUUGUUACGAGCAGUCACGAGGGACAAGUGUUGGACACGGUUGACACCUCAGCAAUUCAAGAGGUUCUGUACCAGGACGUGCAUCAUCAAUCCUCUCUUGUCUUACGCCAGAGGGAAGGCGUUGUGGAAGUCGAAGGUAUUAUCAACCACGAACUGAGAAUAAAGCCUCUACCCCAAGACGAACGUUCGUUACAUGAUAAAAUACUGCACAAGAUCUACAAAGUACAAGAGAUACACGGCACCUAUAUAGACAAGGAGCCGAUGCUCUCACAAGUUUACCAACGCUCACACGGGCUCAACCAACGCAACAGAAGAGACGGAAGAAAUCAGAACGGCCAUCAUUCCACGAAAAAUAAAGAAGAGGAGCGAUCAACGAACCUGGAAAAAUUUACUGCGGAGAUUCACGUUAUUUCUGACUCGGUGCAUCAAAAAGUUUUUAAGAAUAAUGAGGAGUUAAUUGCUUAUCUGGCCGUCAUGACAAACGCAGUGAACCUAAGAUACCUGGACAUGAAAAAUCCGCGGGUAAGCUACAUCCUCGUUGGAAUUACACGCAGCAAAGACGAUCCUUUCAUCAGACAUAAGCAGGGAUACCUUCUUGCGGCAGGUACAUUAGCCGCGCUGAAAGAAUAUAACAAGGCAGGCAAGGUACCUGGAAAUCCUGACAUGAUCUAUCUUGUAACCGGCCAAGAUCUUGCAAGGGUUAAAGAUGGAAAAAUGGACCCAGCAGUAACAGGACUCGCAGCUCUGGGCGCUGUUUGCACACAGUAUGCUGCGGGCGAAGGAGAAGACACUGCAAGGACAUACAGCGGAACCCACACGAUGGCUCAUGAACUGGCACACAUAAUUGGAGCACCACAUGACGACGGGAGGUACAACGAUCCAGAAUGCGCGUGGUCCCAGGGAUACCUGAUGAGCUACGUGGACGGCGGAGUGAAAAGAUAUCGACUUUCUCGGUGCAGUGAGGACCAGAUACGGGCCCAUGUCAAGAAGCUAGGACCCGAAUGUAUAGAGGUCAAGGCGAGCCAAAACUACCAGAAAGACCACAGGAAGUUCCCUGGACAAACAAUGCGCGACCAGUUCUAUUGCAGGACAAUCUUGAAACACACCAAAGGAAGCCGAAACAGGGUGGUAGUGAAAAAGGAUCCACAGCUUAGCAAGAUAUGCAAAAUGGAUUGUUGCAGUAUGGUUCAUGGCUAUACCAACUGCCGUAGAGUAAAUGUGCCUGCUGGCAUGGCAUGUGAUCGAGGAGGAAAGACGUGCAAAAGAGGUGUCUGCGGAUUCCACACUUGGGAACAGUUCAAGUGAAUUUACGUCUUCCUAAUGUAACCAUGGGCUAGCACAAAUUAAGUAAAAUUCUCUCAAGGAAUAAAACUCUUGCAACAAA
Molecule: messenger RNA, 1644 nt
Organism: Dermacentor andersoni
Lineage: Eukaryota; Metazoa; Arthropoda; Arachnida; Ixodida; Ixodidae
Product: venom metalloproteinase antarease-like TtrivMP_A
Biological process (GO): membrane protein ectodomain proteolysis
Molecular function (GO): metalloendopeptidase activity
Source: RefSeq, a predicted model, not a curated record